AUGGAAGCCUUGGUAGAAGACCUAGAUCAUACAACCAUAUAUAAACGAAAUUUGAACUAUAGCGAGGAAAGUGACGAAGAAGGUGGACUAGGCAAUCUGAAUCGGCUGAUAGUUCGCCCGCCAGGGCACAGCGGUAAAGCGAAGCGCGGCCACCUGUGUUUCGACGCGGCAUUCGAGUGUGGGAACCUGGGUCGCGCCGACCACAUUACCGAGCUCGAGUACGACUUGUAUGUCAGGCCGGAUACCUGCCGACCAAGAGCAAGGUUCUGGUUCAAUUUCACAGUGGAGAAUGUUAAGCAGGAUCAGAAAGUGAUAUUUAACAUAGUAAAUUUUGGAAAGGAGUGCACAUUGUACGAUACAGACAUGACACCGCUAGUGAGAUCAACUUCGCGCCAAAAAUGGCAACGAAUCCCAAAGAGAUUUAUAUUUUACCAUAAGUCUUUGGUCCAUCGAGGCCGCAAGAUCCUGAGUUUGGCUUUUGGAUUUGACCGUGAAGAAGACGUGUAUCAGUUCGCAGCAGCGGCACCUUAUUCCUACUCUAGACUGCAAAAAUAUUUAGCAACUUGGGAGAAACGAGCUCAAACCUUUGCCACUAGGAAGACCAUCGCACAGACUACUCAAAAACGUCAAGUUGAUCUUAUCACGAUUGGAGAUUUAAAUGCAAAGGAAAAUGAAAACAAAGACGAGAAUAUUACAAAACUAAAAAGCAACGAAACAAAGAAACGUGUCGUUCUUAUUCUAGCUAGAUCACAUGGAGGUGAACCGCCAUCUUCCUUUAUUUGUCAAGGUUUCUUGGAUUACAUUGUAAGUUCUGCAGAGAACGCAUCUGCACUAAAGGACCACAUAGUCAUACAAAUGGUGCCGAUGUUAAACCCAGACGGGGUAUUCCUAGGCAACCAGCGCUCGGACCUGUUAGGCUCCGACUUCAACCGCUGCUGGCACCGCGCCACCACCUUCGCUCACCCACAGCUUAUCGCCGUCAAAGAGCACAUACGGAAGAUAACUGCUGAAAAGACAUUGCAGCUGGAUUUCAUCAUCGACAUUCACGCUGACAUAAGCCACGAGGGCGUUUUUGUACGUGGUAAUUCAUACGAAGAUGUGUACAGGUUUGAGCGGCAUGCAGUGCUUCCGAAGUUCCUAGCGAUGCGAGUGGAGGCUUGGCAGUCGGAAAACUGCUUGUACAACGCUGACGCGUCGCUGGUAGGCACCGCUCGUCGCGCCUUACCAACGGCCGCUGUCGACGCCUACACACUAACCGUCUCUAUGGGCGGCAGGCGGUUGAACUCUAGGGGCCCUUAUAUACACUACAACGAAGAUGCAUAUGCAAAAAUAGGAAGAGCUCUUGUGAAAUCUCUGUGCGACUAUUACCGACACAUAGGCGUUGUGCCCCCGCGAGUCAGUGCGCCCAGUAAAAAGAAAGAGGCGCGUGGCCGGCGUCGGCGUAGGCGCGCGGCCUACGAGCGGGAAAGGUCGACCAGCUGGUCUCCAGAGCGACGCGUGCUGGCUUCCCGCGUCCUGUCGCCGCCAUUGCCUCGCGCAACGCCGCCACUUCGCGCGUUACCACCGCGAACUAUGAGACACUCAGUUCUACGCACACGACCGCAACACAAACAUGAGGAUAACGCAUUGCCUAUUAUAACUGGUACCGCGGUGAGGACUCCGCGUUUAUCGGUUUUUGAUCUGACCGCAAACAUCCGCACUCCGGAAAUGUUACAACAUAAUCCGUUCAGCUGUUCUCGGAUUCAAGCUAGACGCCCUUCGAGACCAUCGCGAGCCCGAGGCUUCACUAGCGAUGAGUACGAUACCCACGAGUCAGAUUCUUAA
This is a messenger RNA of Parnassius mnemosyne (clouded apollo), 1824 nucleotides long. NCBI's taxonomy places the organism in Eukaryota, Metazoa, Arthropoda, Insecta, Lepidoptera, Papilionidae. The record is from the annotation of a GenBank genome assembly.